Molecule: messenger RNA, 740 nt
Organism: Neolamprologus brichardi
Lineage: Eukaryota; Metazoa; Chordata; Actinopteri; Cichliformes; Cichlidae
Gene: crygs2
Product: crystallin, gamma S2
Biological process (GO): lens development in camera-type eye; visual perception
Molecular function (GO): structural constituent of eye lens
Source: RefSeq, a predicted model, not a curated record
CCAGUGCAACAUCAAGACCUCAGGGGGAAGCAUCACCAUCACUCAUCAUCACCAAGGCUAUCCCACACAAUAUAUCCAAGAUGGGCAGGAUUGUCUUCUACGAGGACAAGAACUUCCAGGGCCGUCGCUAUGAGUGCGACAGUGACUGCUCAGAUUUUCACACCUACCUGAGCCGCUGCAACUCCAUCCGGGUGGAGAGUGGAGCCUGGGUGGUGUACGAGAGACCAAACUACAUGGGCUACCAGUAUGUCUUGAGCAGGGGGGAGUACCCAGAGUAUCAGCGCUGGAUGGGACUGAACGACCACCUCAGUUCCUGCAAGAUGAUCCACUUUACCAGUGGGACCCAGUACAAGAUGCAGCUUUAUGACAAGGCCGACUUUGGCGGCCAGGCCCUGGAGGCCACAGAGGACUGCCCCUCACUUCUGGAAAAGUUCCGCUGGAGGGAGGUCAACUCCUGUAAGGUCUACGAUGGUUGGUGGGUUUUCUACGAGCACUCCAACUACCGUGGACGUCAGUACUUCUUGGAGAAGGGAGAAUACCGAAAGCCUGGGGAUUGGGGUGCUGCCAGUCCUGCUGUCCAGUCUUUUAGGCGCUUCACUGAAUAAUUUAAACUCCAUCCAAAAAUAUCAAGAAGACUGUCUGGGCAUUAUGAGUUAAAGAUUUAAUUAGAACCUUCAUCAACCAUGUUUGCGAUUUUGAACUAAGGUCUCAAAAAUAAAACCUGCAAGUAAGCACAAUAA